Hymenoscyphus albidus is the source of this 2017-nucleotide messenger RNA. NCBI's taxonomy places the organism in Eukaryota, Fungi, Ascomycota, Leotiomycetes, Helotiales, Helotiaceae. The record is from the annotation of a GenBank genome assembly.
CUGACAUUGGCUUUAGUGGGCACAAUCUGGACACUAAGACCAAGACCAAAUAAUACAUUCAACUUCCACCCCCUCCACCACCUCAACAUAUACAACUUUGGUCUGCCAUAAUGGUGCGCAUAUAAUCCAGUCUCCAAUUGCCCUUUCUUCUGCUAACUCUACAGUAGGUUGUCCUCGCAGCCUCAAUCUGUACAAGGGGGGGUAAAGCUGUCCUCUCCAGGCAGUUUCGAGAGAUGCAGCGGUCGAGAAUUGAAGCCCUUCUUGCCUCCUUUCCAAAGCUCGCAGAUUCCAGUACCCAGCAUACUACCGUGGAGCAGGAUAAUGUACGCUUUGUCUACCAACCGCUUGACGAACUGUACAUGGUCCUCAUUACGAACCGACAAUCCAAUAUCCUUCAAGAUAUUGAUUCGUUACACCUAUUCGCACAAGUUGUUACCAGCACAUGCAAAACUCUGGAUGAGAGGGAGAUCUUGAAGAAUGCCUACGAGCUUCUAAGCGCCUUUGAUGAAUUGGUCACUCUCGGGUAUCGGGAGAAUCUAACCAUCAGCCAAAUCAAGACAUUUUUGGAAAUGGAGAGUCAUGAGGAGAGAAUACAGGAGAUCAUCUCGAGAGUAUGUUGAAGUAUGCUUGACGUCUACAACAUACAACUGACUGUUUUUGUAGAACAAGGAAUUGGAGGCCACAGAAGAGCGGAAGCGAAAAGCCAAGCAGCUGGAGAUGCAGCGCAAGGAAGUUUCAAGAAGUGGAAGAAAUGCCGUCCCUCGAACGCCUGUUUAUCCUACAUAUACCGCCCCAGCUAAAUCAAAUGUUCCCGAUACCUAUGAUUCAUACGAGGCCGAAAAGAAUAAAUCUUACAAGUAAGCGGGCUGCAUCAACUUUCCGUGCACCACUAACGUUUUAAACAGCAAAAGCGCGCCAAAGGGCAAAGGAAUGCAAUUGGGCAAGAAAUCGAAGACGACAGAUAUGUUUGAGCGUGUAAGAGGUGAUUUGGGUGCGGAGGCAGAAGAGCCUGCUUCCUCCUCACUUGUUCCAAACCACCCGGCACCAGCUGCCACGGAGCAUGCUGCACCCGUCUCUUCAGCCGUAGACCGUGACGCUAUUCAUGUUACGAUUGCGGAGACGAUAAAUGCCAAAUUGUCAAGGGAAGGAGCUUUGAACUCUCUAGAGAUCAAGGGAGAUUUGCAAUUGAAGAUCUCGGAUCCAACACUGACUAAAGUCAAGUUGGAUCUUGUGGCCAACGCAAGCCAUGGUGUCCAGUUCCGAACUCAUCCUAACGUCGAUAAAAACGUUUUCAACAGCUCCAAAGGUAUCCAGAUGACAAAUAUCACGAAAGGAUUCCCGGUCAACAACUCGGUGGGUGUCUUACGUUGGAGAGCCACACCAAAGUCGGACGAUUCCAGUGCUGUUCCAAUCACUUUUACCGUAUGGGUCAACCGAGGCUCUGACGACACAUACAACAUUACAGUCGAAUAUGAGCUCACUGGUGGAGACUCAUUAAAAGAUGUGACAGUUGUGAUUCCUUAUGCUACCAGUGAGCCAUCUGUAUCAAGCUUUGAUGCCACUUAUGAAGUUUCUGGAGACAGCCUGGAAUGGACUAUUGGUUUGGUUGAUGAAGAAAAUGCUACUGGUUCAUUUGAAUUUGAGGCACAAGCUGGAGAUGAGAACGAGUUUUUCCCCAUGCAAGUCAAGUUCAGCAAGACCAAGCCAUUUAUUGAUGUCGAUGUAAGUCAAUUGAGUCAUAAUGCUCUCAACUGUGUCCUAACAACCUUCCUUAGGUCAAUGAUAUCACCCUACUUGAGCUCGAUGAGACCGUCGACUUCUCCAAGGAGAUUAAAUCUGUGGCAGAUGCAUACACUAUUGAAUAAAGGCGUACUUUGGGCAGGGAUGAACAAAAUCCCAUGGGUUUUGAGCGUAGCGUAGGGGGCGUGGCCAGACAUAGCCCAGAUGACGAUGAUUGACAGAAUAGACAUCACAAAUGUACGAAUUGAAGACCAGCUGACCAAAGUGAAAAGUCGAC